Molecule: messenger RNA, 3886 nt
Organism: Spea bombifrons (plains spadefoot toad)
Lineage: Eukaryota; Metazoa; Chordata; Amphibia; Anura; Pelobatidae
Gene: VWA3A
Product: von Willebrand factor A domain containing 3A
Exons: 33
Coding region: 1-3552 (1183 amino acids)
Source: RefSeq, a predicted model, not a curated record
AUGGCGCAGAUCCUGGACAAUGAGCUGUUUUUCAAAACAUCAUUCCAUGAAGAAGAAGGAUAUGUGAAAUCGGAUCCCUCCGGAGCGCGGCCUUCCUGGAAUGAUGUUGUAGCGGACGGUGGAGAACAUGACGAUGCCUUAAUGGUGACGCAUGUCAAUCAGACACAGGAUUUACUGAGACUAAAAAGCCCCGCAGUGGAUUUGCAAUCUUCUGACGAAUGGAUUAUUAAUAAUGGUGUGGAUGUCUUGCAUCUAACAAUUCAAGAUCUACUGAAAAUGGGACACAUUGUCAUGAGAAAUACAAGAAAUGCCUCGAAACAUAUUGAAAUCUCUGCCCACAUAAUUAACGAGUUUGAAUCAAGAAUACACAAUGCUAUUGAGCUCUAUCAGCAAAGAAUCCGCUGGAUGAUGGAAGGCAGCAAAAAGAUGUUUGGCCUUAUAAAAGGGAACAAUGUUGGAUUGUUGAUUGAUUCAUCCGAUCUAAACAGCGGACCAAGAAGAAUGGACUAUCUAAGAGGCCUUUUGUGUCUUGUGGAUGAGCAGUUGUGUUACAAAAAGAAGCUUUUCUUAAUGUCUUUUGGAACCAAUGUCACUUGUCUCUGGGGAACUUCGCAAGACGUUAACAUAAGCAUUCUGCAUGAAGCCAGGCAGUGGAUACAAGAGCAGCAACCCCGCGGCGGAUGCAAUUUACUCCUAGCGCUAAGGAGCGCCCUGAACGUACAAGAACUGGAUUCUCUAGUCAUUGUUGUUGGCGGCUGCCCAGACCAGACAUCAGAGGUUCUAUCUGACUACCUUCUUCAAUGCAGUCUGGGAAGACAACUCCAGAUUCACAUUGUGGCUUUUGACAGCAUUGACCAGGGUCAUUUACAAUGUCUGGCAGAAGAAGCAGGAGGCCGUUUUCAUUGCUACUCAUCCUGGAAAGAGGAUGAGAUCUAUGCUAGCACGAACGUUCAACUAUUGGUCAACGAGAUCCGAAAAGCUACUGACGUCCUCAACCAGAUCCACGAAAUGCGGCAAGGAAUGCUGGGAGACACACUCAUCAGUAUAAUGCAGGAGAUUUCUACUGCAGCUGAUAAGAUGCCACCAUCUGUGUUCCUCCCUAAACCUCCUAAUCAUGAUGGCCCUUUGAACAUUGAGAUUCCUAACUUUUUGCCUAAAACCUCGGCUGAAUGGCUCCAGACAAAUGGGUUGAAAGCCAAAAAACUGAGCCUCUAUCAAGUAUUGGCUCCAAACGCGUAUUCUGCAGUGGAGGACUUUGUACCUAUCCUUCAGAAAAACGUCUCAUCUACCCUUCAUGAGCGUGCAAUGAUGCAGUUUGAAUGGCAUGAUGGGACCGUGAAGAAUGUCCAUGUAGAUGCCCCGGUGCUGUAUGAUUAUCAGAUACAACUCGCAAAAGUGGUAAAAACCUACGAGAGGAGAAUAGAGUGGCUUACAAACAGUAGCCGAAGACCCUGGGGGACUGUCUGUGAAAAGAGGGUGGUUUUGCUUGUAGAUGUGUCUGAGCCAAACUCCAUGCAUAUCAUCCACAUCCAGCACUGUCUGCGGCUGGUACUGGAAGAACAGAUGGCAAACAAGGAUUUGUUUAACGUUAUUGCGUAUGGUAGUGACAUCAAAACUUGGAAUUCUGAAAUGGUUCCACCAACUGCUGAACAUUUACAGAAUGCGUGGAGGUGGGUUCUCAGCCUUCAGUGUGACGGUGGCAGGAACGUUCUGGCCGCACUUAAAGCCGCCGUAGAAGUUAACUUUAUUGACAAAGAAAAUCAAGAAUCCCAAGGAAUUUAUUUGUUCACCAGUGGAAUUCCUGAUCAAGAUGUGCAUGCUGUGUCCGCUUACCUGUCAGAAGCUGCCAGCGGCUCCGAUUUGCAACUUCACGUUUGCUUUUUCAAUAUCAAUGAAAUCGACACGGACAACAACCUAGAAAAUACGACUUGUGCUUUGAAGCAAUUAGCUCAUGCUACUAACGGAAGAUUUCACUGGUUUGAUGACAAAGCCAUGAUUGAAAGUGAUGAUAUCAGCUCCAUCGUCUCAGAAAUGAAAAAGGCUGUUAGCUAUUCCAGAAAGUGCGCUUACCUGGUGGAAUCGUUAAAACAACGCGCAAGAAGUAAGGGACGCAGUGAGGCCGUCCCAGAAGCAGCAGUGGUUCCAUAUCAGAAAGAGAAAACCAAGCCACGCAAAUUACCCCCCCCAAAACCGACUGCCCUGUCGCUUGCCAGAACGGGUUUAAAGGAAGACCAGGAAAAGAAGGAGUCCUCCCCAAAACCACUGAUGUGGCGUCCUAGUAGUGCCAAGGCUGAUAUUCCUCCAGCUCAGCCGUUGAAAGACUGGCAUCCGUCUUCUACCAACAAGAAGGGAAAACAAAAAAGAUCACCAAAGAUGUCCUACAAUGUGUUUUAUACUGAAAAUGGAAAAAAUGUCGGGAUCACGUACAAAGAAUAUCCCAUGGCAAAAACUGUAAGAAAGUCAGUCCCUUUCAUUGUAUUGCCCAAAGAAGAGGAAAUCUGUUCAACAAAAGAGUGGAUGAAAAAGUACAGUUUGAAGAGACUGAAGCUGGAAUUGCCCAAGCUGAUAUUUGGGCCUGAUUGUACCCAUCAGAAAAGAAUGGUGCCUUCUUUGCACAAACAGAUCUCUGCGAAAUACUGCACCAUCUUCCCAAGCGUUGAAGUCAAUGGAGUUGUGAAACAUCUUCAGUUUCAGCCUAAGGAGCUGGAGGAUUAUACUGAGCAAGCAGAGAAAGUGCUCAGACGCUAUAUUCAGCGAAUGCAGUGGCUAUUAUCUGGAAGCCGCCAGCUGUUUGGGGCGAUCCUGGAGGGUAUGGUGUGCCUGGUAAUAGAUGCCUCUGCUUACAUGGCCCCUUUCUGGAUAGAGCUGCAGAAGGGGUUGACAUCUUUGUUGUGGGAACAGCUGAGAACAAGAAACAUCUGGUUCAAUAUGAUAAGCUUCUCAGAAAGCAUCGAUUCCUGGCAGGAGUGCUUGGUGGAGGCCACAGACGAAGCUUGUCAUGAUGCUGUGCGGUGGAUUUCCAGGCUUACGCCGCAGGGGAACACCUGCAUUUUCCAUGCUUUAGAGAAAGGACUAGAGCUUCCAGAUGUCCAAGGCCUCUAUGUUCUGACCGAUGGGAAGCCGGAUUCCAGCUACAACCUUUUGCUGGCAGAAAACGUUCUCAAAUCGCAACCUAUAAAAAUUCACACUAUUUCUUUUAACACCUCCAAAGGAGGUGGAAAUGAACUUCUGAAGACGAUGGCUGCGCUGUCAGGAGGCCGAUACCAUUCUCGACAUGGAGAUAUGGACGGACAUUUAGCCGCUCACCGUAUGCUGACCGAAGGUUUCACCGAUGAGGAUGACCCUGUCCUCCCAAUAUUUGAGGGUGAUGAUCUAAGAAGGCUUGCUAAAGAAAUCACCAAAGGUCGGCAGUUCAUAACACAAGCAAGACGCUUCCAGUCGCUUAUAUUACAAAAACAGAAACUGGACUCAGAUUUAUGUUUGGAAGGAAGCGAAAACUCAAGUAAUGAAGUGGCUGCCAGAAAAAAACACUUGCCAUCUACAGGAGUUUAAUAAAUCCACUGUAUAUUCUAACCUCUGAAAUACACUUUAUCAAGAAAUGUUGCAUAUCUCUUAAAUAAUUACUUAAUAUAAAGUUACAUGUGUGGUAUCUGGAAACCGAUGUUGCCACAUUUAUUUAUUUUAUUGCAAUUUUCUGUAACAGUCUACUUUUAAAUAAUCGCAGUAUUGAUGACUAUUUUUAUAUUACACUGUAAGGCUUUGUAUAUUUUUUUUUAUUAAUUUGAUGUAAAUAAAUCUUAUGUAUGGAAAUCAAUUAUUUUAGAUGUUAUUGCUAUAUGGAUAUAUAAUUAUUUUUACUUUGAUGUGCAAAUAGCAUUAAUCAUUU